AGAAAUUCGUGUGUUGUCAUUCUGGUGCGGUGGUGUGUGAGUAUUGUGUAUCUUGAGCGGACUAACCUACAACAUAAUGCGACUCUAGCGGACAUUAUCCGUGCCCCCCCCCCCUCUUCGCACUCGAGGCUCGUGGAACAUUAUUCUGUCAAGAAGUACCGAACUAAACCCACCAAAUACCGGCGAAUCCCUACGAAUAGAGCUUUCAGGCUAACCCGUUAGCCAUGGAGGAACGGAAGGAGGAGGGAGAAGCCGAGAUCCAGGAGCACGGCCCAGAGCACUGGUUCUCCAAGUGGGAGCGCCAGUGCCUGGCCGCCGCCGAACAGAGCGAGCCCCUGGGCGACGAGGAGACUGAGCAGAACCAACAGAAGCUGUGGCACCUCUUCCAGAACUCGGCCACAGCGGUGGCACAGCUCUACAAAGACAGAGAAUGCCAGCAGCAAGGCCUUUCCCUCUGGGUGCCCUUCCAGAAUGCAGCCACAGCCGUCACUAACAUGUACAAAGAGAGCAUGGAGGCCCGCCAGCGCAGCUACGACCUGGGGUUCCAGAUCGGCUACCAGCGCAGGAACAAGGAGGUGAUGGCCUGGGUGAAGAAGCGGCGGAGAACAAUCCGGCGCGAAGAUCUCAUCAGCUUCCUGUGCGGCAAAAACCCCCCUCCCAGGGCAGCCCGGGCCCCGCCCCGGGGAGCCAUAGUGGCCGCCAGCCGGCCACCUCCGCCCGAGACGGGCAGCUCCGUGGAGACGGACCUACAGCCCUUCAGAGAGGCCAUAGCCCUGCACGGUCUCAGCGGUGCCAUGGCGAGCAUCUCCGUGCGCUCUUCGGGCCCGCCGCCCGGCUCGCCCACUCACCCGGCGGUGGGGCCUCCCCACGGCCGUCGCCGCAAUGGCCUUCACGACGUGGACCUAAACACCUUCAUAGCCGAGGAGAUGGCCCUCCACCUGGAUUCGGCCGCCAACCGCAAGCGGGGCGCCGCCCCCUGCGGAGAUGUCAUCACGGACUCCCCUACGCAUAAACGCAACCGGAUGCUCUGAGCGCCCCUCCCCCCCCCCCCAAAACCGGCCGAUGAGAACUGAAACUCGGCCAUCCUAGCUGCAUCGCUACGUAUAAUUAAAGUAAAAUACUAUACUUUAUUUUGACACGUGCUCCAUUUUCACCUGCCUUUGAGUGCGCGUGUGUCCCAUUACUUUUGGUUACCAAGCAACACAUAUGCACUAUUUAUGUUUACACUCGUGUUUACAUUGGGAAUAACCCAACACAUACACAUGUGCCCCCAUUUUUUUUAGUUCACACAUGCUUUGUGUACAAUCUUUAUGUAAUGUGUGUAAAUAAUAAUAAACACGUAGGUGCUGUUAUUAUAUGUGGUAAAUAUUGUAAAGACAAAAAAGAUAAUGAAACGGGGGAUGUCCAUGUACAAUAAUAACCAAUUAUGACAAUAAAAGAACUACGAGUGUGGUGGUUAGUUGUACUUUUUUUAAAUUGGGAAAGUGCAAGAAAAUGUAACAAAUUAGCAAGAUUACACAGAAAAUGAAGUUUAAAUUGAGUCAACUCGCUAGUCAGAAGGAUUAUGUAAAAACCCUAGUUCGUAUCACUGCAUCAAUCAAUCAAACUUUGUUAGAGCUUAUCAUACAACAAAGAAUGCAACCCUA
Messenger RNA from Phycodurus eques (leafy seadragon), 1646 nucleotides. It is a transcript of the gene hapstr1b, whose product is annotated as HUWE1 associated protein modifying stress responses b. Bases 225 to 1031 code for a protein of 268 amino acids. The transcript is spliced from 4 exons. NCBI's taxonomy places the organism in Eukaryota, Metazoa, Chordata, Actinopteri, Syngnathiformes, Syngnathidae. The record is from RefSeq and is a predicted model, not a curated record.